AUGUCCUGCCAGCGCGUGUUCCAGCUUAAGCUUCAUCCAUUAACUGGUAACUCUGAAUGGUUCGUCAUCGAAGAAGAUGACGACGACGACGGAAACUUCGCCCAAAAUUUUCGCCAGCCCUUCCUUGCUACGACAUCGUAUUUGGACAUGCUCAAUGACUCUGCCAGAAACGCCGCAUUUCGCCAAGCCAUUGAGAAAACCAUCACCAAACCUUGCCAUGUUCUGGAUAUCGGUUUUUUGUGUAACGCGCUGCCACUUCAAUCGUGCAGUGCUGGAACUGGGUUGCUUUCAAUGAUGGCUGCACGCGCCAUGGGUGACGAAGGGAGGGUCACAGCGUGCGAGUCUUACCUUCCCAUGGUGAAGCUGAUGAAGAAGGUGUUACGCCUUAAUGGCAUGGAGAAAAGAGUCAAAAUCAUUAACAAACGCUCUGAUGAACUCCAAGUUGGUCUUGAUAUCCCUUCACGUGCGCAUGUUCUUUACAAGGCCCUUCUAACUUUGUAUCACAAUAGAUUCAUAAUCACUCGAAAGUUAAAUUUGAUUGCUGGGUUUUCAAAACAUGUAAGCGAGAUACUUGAUUCAGAGCUACUGGGUGAGGGACUUAUACCGACCUUACAACAUGCACAUGACAAUUUGUUGGUGGAAAAUGCUUUGACUGUGCCGUAUCGAGCAACUAUACACGGACAGCUGGUUGAAAGCAAAUUCUUAUGGAAGUUGCAUGAUUUUCAUAACAACGAGGCUACUUUAUCUGAUGGCAUUCAACUUACUCCUCCAGGACUUGGUAGUGUGUUAAGUGUCAAACGUCAGCAAUAUCCCAUGCAUAUCGAUCCUAUACAACAAGAAAUAAAAUUGCUUUCAGAACCCUUCAAAAUUUUUGAAUUUGAUUUUUGGAAACGGCCAGAGAGUUAUCGAGAAACUGAGUUGAGUGUAAAGGCAACUAAUGAUGGAAGAGUUCAUGCUGUGGUCUCUUGGUGGGUACUUCAACUUGAUCAGGAAGGUCCUGUUGGUUGGUGUGACCACUGGAAACAGUGUGUUUGGUUUGUUCCAGGCAGUGGUGUUUCCAUAUUCAAAGGGGAAGAAAUUCAUUUACUUGCUACUCAUACCGAAACUUGCUUCUCAUAUAGUUUUGAUACCCUAGUUGUACCAACUACUGAGAUAUUGAGCCAUAGGUGCAUGACUGGAGAUCUGCAGCUUGUACUACCACCAGAAAGAGCUGCAAUUUAUGGAGACAAAGAAUGGAGGCUUUCAAUGUUGAAAGCAGUACAAAGCAUUGUAAGCUAUUCCUUCCUUCUCCGGCCAUAUGAUUUGCAGAGAAGAGAUAGCUUGUUAUGCUUGAGUGUAGAUGAUAGUGUCUUUUUACCUCUUCUUGUGGCAAAGCUUUCAGAAGCAAAUGUAAUGUCAUUACUUCCAGGGUUGAGGGAAAGGGGCCUCCAAUAUUUGCAAGCUAUUGCCCAUGCAAAUGGUUUGUCACAUAAGUGCAUUGAAGUUCUUGAAAAAAGGGUGAAACAAUUAAACAUGCAUGAUACGCACCAGAAAAAGGUUGAAUUUUCUUGA
Sphenostylis stenocarpa is the source of this 1551-nucleotide messenger RNA. The record is from the annotation of a GenBank genome assembly. Lineage: Eukaryota; Viridiplantae; Streptophyta; Magnoliopsida; Fabales; Fabaceae.